Messenger RNA from Camelina sativa (false flax), 1512 nucleotides. RefSeq lists its product as uncharacterized. Lineage: Eukaryota; Viridiplantae; Streptophyta; Magnoliopsida; Brassicales; Brassicaceae. Gene Ontology annotation, cellular component: membrane. The record is from RefSeq and is a predicted model, not a curated record.
AAGCCCAACUUUCUCUCCCCUUUUUUCUUUAGAGUUUUGAAUAACUAAGUACGGUCUCUCUCUUUUAAUUUCUCUAAUAUAUUAUUUUAAAAAUCAGAACCAUACACAUUCAUCAAAUCCAUAUUAUUCAUGCAGCUGUUACAUUUUAGUAUACUCCCUUUUUAAGUGUGUUGUUGUAUAUGUGCUUAAUUAUAUUCCCUCAUCACAACCUCAACAUCAAUCUCAAUCUCAAUCAUGUUUCCAAAUCUCAAUCAUGCUUCUUCUUCCACUUUGAUUCUUAUCUACCUGGAUCACAAUCUUUAACCAAAAGCUCAUUUUAGUUAUAUAAUUUUUCAUAUCUAGAUGAAGAUCACCAAAACUCAUUUGGUUCUUCUUCAUCGUCGUCGUUCUUGAUUUUUUGUUCUCUUGGCAAUGGGAUCUACAACGAUCAAUACAAAUCUUGGUCUCACCAUCACCGUCUUCGUCUUCUGCGUCAUCUCUAAUUUACAUUCCAUGGUUCACUGCGCCAACAACAACAGCAUUGGAGAUUUGGACGAUCUGAUCCGUUCAUACGCGGCUAGUGCCACUACUAGUACUAGAAGAAGGCAAACAGGCUCGUUAUACGCGAUCUCACUCCCGUCGAAUCUUUCCGACAUCAAAGCAUCGGUUGUUACGGUCCGUAACAGUGAGUUUUGGAGAAAGGGAACAAACUUUAGUGGAAUUUUGAUUCCUCCGAUGGUUAAAACGACGCCGUACGCUAAGAGGAUAGCUUUUGUCUACGAGAGUUUUGGUAAUCACUCUUCGUCGGUUUACUUCCGGUUAGCUGAUAAUUACACGUUUGUUUCUCCGGUUAAUGGAUUCACCGGUUACGACGCGACCAACACGAAUGAUCUCAAGAACCUGAAUCUUUCGAUCAAGAGAGACGAUCCCAUCGUGAUCAAAUUAGAUCCUUACGCUUCUCGUGAUGAUCGUAGAGGAAUCAAAUGCAUCGUCUUCGGAGACAAUGGUUUGUUUUCGAGUUUCAGCAAUACGAUACGGGACUACGAAUGUGCCGCUACGAAUACUCAUGGGCAUUAUUACGCACUCGUGGUUCUAAACGAGAAACCUAAACCGAAACACGAACCGGAGGUGAGUAGGAGGAAUUGGUGGUGGUUUGUUUUAACCGGGAUUGGAGUUUCGGUUAUUGUUGUUGUGGUGAUCGUUGUUGUGGUGAAGUUGGUAAAGAAGAAGAGGUUAAGAGAGAUGGAGAGAGAGUCGGAGAAGAGCGAGACGAUCGGAAAUGUUUGGAUUGGUCGGAGUAGAAUGCCGUCGGCGACGAUGGUGAGAACUCAGCCAUGUUUGGAAUAUCAUGAAGAUCUUCCUUCUUCUUCUAAUAUACCUUGAUUUUUUUUUUUACUUUUUGAUUUUUUUUUUGGUAGUUUCUGGCUUAUAUGUACAGUAAGUGAGUUACAACAUUCAAAGUUUCAAAGUUUGUUUAUUUUUGAACUUCUUACCGUUUUUUUUUCUUUCUUAUGCAUGAGUAAAACUGUACGU